CCAGAGUCUACAGAAGUGACUUUGACCAACAGAAUUGAAGAAGUGCUACGAGGGGGUAGAGGUACAAAUCACAUUACUUUCUCAACCAUUAGAUUGCAUAAGCAUGGAACACGAAAUAAACAGUUCACGUUUUAUAAUGUAUUAUUACUACCCUAAGGCUAUGGGUCAGGCAUAUGGAAUUAAGUUAUUUGAUUCCGACUCCAGGCCAUUUAAACAUGAUUCAAGAGUUGACUAUAUUUUUUUAGAUAAAUAAUAAUUUGAGAAAAGCAUUUUAUAAUAAUAAUCAGAGCCAGUUCCUGACUUCAAAUCUACAACUUUAAGUGCUCCCCUGAUUUGAGUUAUCUUGAAGUUUGUUUUUUUUUCUUCUUUUUUUUGGUCAUUUUUAUCCUCAGCUUCAGGUAAAUUUUAUAAGGGUAAAAUUGAAUUAAUGUUACAGAUCAAAGGAACUGGUCCCCAAGCACUGUCUCCCGUCAGGCGGAUACUUCUAUAGAGAAAUGGCAGGAUUCUGUGGGAACACAGUUCAGUCCCAGGAAUUUGUUUAUCAAAGAUCAGACUCCUGAUAGACAAAUAUUUCUAGGAAAUGCGUCUUUCACAGACAUUUCCUCUCCUUUCAAGACUCUGGACAUCAGGUCCCCAUCUUCAUCCCUAGUCAACUUUACAAAUUCACCACAGUUUAUUCAGAAGGUAGUGAAUGAUUAAUUGCCUGCAUGUCCAAAUUUGUUGCUUUUUUUUUCUGGGUGAUGUUUGUGAAAAUGGUUUCCCAGACAGGCUCAGUUGAAUCCUUUCAGGCAAUAAUCUGUGAUGUACUUAUAUUUACUUAUUUUUGAUAUAAUGCAGCCAAAAUGUAUAUCUAACUUCAGCAUAGAAGUUUGUUCUAGUUAGCAUCAACCUUCGGAUGUUCUUUGACUUUUUCAAUUUUAUCACAAGUCUGAGGCCAUGUUUAGUUGAUCUCAUUAGUGGAGAACUGGUGUUCAUUCAUUCUACUUGGCUGAAAACUUUUUGACUAGUCAUGAUUUUAACAUGAGACUGUCAAGUCACUGUCCUGUUUUUAUUACACUAGUUGGCUCACAUCUUGGCAAAAUUUAAGUUCAUUAUGUUUACACAUAAAUAUAAAUUUCUAUUUUGGUUGUUCUUAAAGACAUUAGUUGAAGAGUUGUAAGAGAGAAUACAAAUUUUGCCUCAACCUGCUAUCUGCAACAAUUAUUGCAUUUUAACUCGUUCAACACAUUAACUUAACUAAAAGUGCUUUUAAAUAUUCGUGGGGGGAAAAAUCAUCAUAUCAUUCCAUUGCCAAUAUAUUGCUAGAUUAAAUUAAACAUUUUAUUUUGAAGGCUUUAAUAAAGGAAAAAGAUGUUGAGCUUCGUAAGUUGAGGGAGCUGCUCAACACAGAGAUCCUUCUAAAGGAGGAGGCACAGCUUAAUCUACAGGAUAA
This is a messenger RNA of Lymnaea stagnalis (great pond snail), 1432 nucleotides long. The record is from the annotation of a GenBank genome assembly. NCBI's taxonomy places the organism in Eukaryota, Metazoa, Mollusca, Gastropoda, Lymnaeidae.